Fonsecaea nubica is the source of this 1635-nucleotide messenger RNA. RefSeq lists its product as hypothetical. The transcript has a single exon. Lineage: Eukaryota; Fungi; Ascomycota; Eurotiomycetes; Chaetothyriales; Herpotrichiellaceae. Bases 1 to 1635 code for a protein of 544 amino acids. The record is from RefSeq and is a predicted model, not a curated record.
AUGGCCGGUUCUACGACUCGCGAGCUUCGCUUUGUCACCGUGAGCGGCGAGAAGUCUCAUUCGAGUACGGACAAUAAAGAGCGCAGCUCGGUGCGUGCCUUCGUGAUGAGAGACUACCUGAGACAGAAGAGCGAUCCCACGUCGAAAUUUACCCCCGCAAAUGUUGACCGGCACAUGACUUCCCACAUGUCACGAUUCCGAUCCACCAGGCCUUCAAAUGUAAAGCCCAGGAAGCGGAGAAUGGUUACAACAGCUCGUGGUCGCAGAUCCGUGGGAAUACCAAGAAGCCGGAGGCCACUCGUCCCAGCACUUCCUGAUUCCAACGAAGAACGGUCCGGUAUCUCAGGGCUGCAUGGUCUUGACGCGUUAGAUCCAUUUGGCACGCUGAAAGUUGAUCUCGCGGAAUCACAAACUCAGAGCCUUCUCCAAUAUUAUUCGACCUCGUUCUGGGCCAACUCAUUUGCCUGCAAUCCCGAGGCGAGAUGGAUUUCCGUUGCACUGAUGGACCCAGCGAUCAUCCACGCGACAUUGAGUUUGGUUGCAAUUCAUAGAAGAGACUGUUUUUCGUUUGAUUUGUCCAAGGUCUACUUCAAGCAUCGGGGCGAAGCCAUGCGGAUUGUUGCGCAAAGGCUGAACAAUUUACAAGAAUCUCUAAGCGAUGAGACAGUGGGGGCAGUUGCGCUUCUCUCCAGUUCCGACAACCACUUCGAAUGGCCAACGGAAGCUCAAACCACCCAUUCCGAGGGCCUGGGCCAUUUAGUUUCCAUGCGCGGUGGUAUGGAGACAUUGAACUCGAACAGACACAUUCAACGAGUGGUGGGAUGGGCAGACUUGCUGCAGUCCGCCAUGCACGGUACCAGACUUCGGACCCAGAUGCCAACCGUGGUGGAAAAAGCUUCGGCUGAAGGUCUAGUUCCCAACGAUGACAGCAACCAGGGGCAACCGACAGGAGCAAGCAUUGGCUUGAAAGAUCUACCUCAAUCUGUAGGAGAUAUGGUGCGACAGCUGCGCAUUUUGUCGUCUUUGAAGGCAUCCCUGCUCCAGGAUCGCCAACAACAUUUAUGUCGGACUUUUAGCGACCUGCUCUGGAAGCUCGAGUAUUCUAUCCUAGAUGUGCCGCUGAGACCCGCGAGCGCUGCUAACCGCAUGGAUCGGGAUGCACUACCUCAACAUAGGCUGAUGGAAAAUGUGGUGGGCACUGCUACCCUGAUAUUCUCAUAUCGGAUUCUCCGCGACCUCGCUGCACCCAUUCUCUACACCAGGCUGAGUAGUCGAUUGAGAGCUUAUAUCUCCGCAAUGGUGGUGUCCCCAGGAAGAUCACAAAAUCAAAUGAAACGAGCAGCACCUGAGGAUGGACUCUUGGGUGAUGAACUGCCGGACGACUCUCAUCUCGCCCUUCUGUUGUGGGCCCUUUACCUCGGAUGGCGUGGCUCACAGAACGACGUAAAGAAUCGGACCUGGUUUGCAACUCAAGCUGCACAGCAUUGCUGGAGACAUGGAAUCCUGUCCCUUGCCUCGAUCAGAGACGAGAUUCAGAGCGUGAUUCCGCAGGCGCAACCCUUGCUGGAAAUUCAAGAGGGGUUCGGGGACGAUGUAGAGGAUAUUAUAUGGUCGGAGAUGAUCUCUCUAUCCUAA